UUGCCUGGAGAAGCCAGCGGCCUGGGAAAAGGUGUAGGGGGAUUCCACUGAGUACUGGGGUCUAAGGCAGCAGGGGGUACCACAGCCCCUCUGAUGGUGGGGCUCCGCCGGCCAAACGGCAGGCAGAGGCGGGGGUCAGGGCCAAGAAAGUCACCCAUCCCUAAGGGGCGAGGCAGCUGGUCCAGGCGGACAGCAUCGGAGGACCCGUCCCCAUCCAAAUGCGGAGACACACAGGGGUGACAUGAAGGUGGUCUGUUGCUGUCCUGAGCCCAAGACCAGGGGUUCCUUCGGCUCCCCAGAUCCCGCAGCAUCUCACCUCCAUGCCCCUGGGAACCAGGGCCAGGCUGGCCCGAGGAGGGUCCGUCCACUGGCGGGGGCACGCCGGCAGGACCGACGCCUCCGGGCUGGCAAGCAGACAGCGCCCGCUGCUCUGCUCCCGCAAGGGCCGGCCCCUGCCUCCCCGGAGCCCGCCGGGGCGGGAGUGGAAGCCGGAUCCCGCUCUUUCGUUUUCGUUUCCCGGAAGGAUAGAGAUUACCGGAGCGCCCUUGUGAGGCUGCUCGCCCGGGAACCCGAGGCCACCCGGCGCUUCUCUUCUCGAAAGAGAUUUCCUCCUAGGCCACCUUCCAGUUUGGGGAGCCGAGUUAGGGGUUGGGGGAAGGAGGCCCAGCAGCCGCAGCCGGCGGAGCGCUCACGACGGACAGCCGGUGGCUCCCUCACCUCUCCACCUGUGAUGCAGGAGGGAGAGUUGGCCAGUUUUUCUGUGAGCCCCGAGGCAGCCACACCACCCCCAGGCACCCAGGCCAAAUGUGAAGCUGGAAUGGACUUGCUGGGUGAAGGGGGAAUCUGCAAGCUGCCAGGAAGACUCCGCAUCCAGCCGGCACUCUGGAGCAGGGAGGACGUGCUGCACUGGCUGCGUUGGGCCGAGCAGGAGUACUCUCUGCAGCGCACAGGGGAGCACGGCUUCGAGAUGAACGGCCGAGCCCUCUGCAUCCUCACCAAGGAUGACUUCCGGCUUCGUGCACCUGGUUCAGGUGACGUCCUGUAUGAGCUGCUUCAGUACAUCAAGACCCAGCGGCAAGCUCUGGUGCGUGGGCCCUUUUUCGGAGGGGCCUUCAGGCAGAAGAUGCCCCCUCAGCGCUGCCCCUGCCUCCUGGAAGAGGGGACUGGGCGACCUCAAUUGGCCCCCCGAACGGGUCUCCUGCAGCAGCCACCACACCUGGGGUUUGCCAGCUCCUUGAGCCAUCUGGCCAGGUGGCCCCUUGGCAGGGAGGACUCCCUCAACGUAUCUCACUGUUCAGAGCUCAGCUGCAGGGCUGAGGGAGCCUGCUCCUCCCCCAUGAUGCCGGAGGCUCCCAUUGAUGGCAGGAUCACUGAUUGCCGGCUGCUGUGGGAUUAUGUGUACCAGCUGCUCUCUGACACCAGGUACGAGCCCUACAUCAGGUGGGAAGACAAGAACGCCAAGAUCUUCAGAGUUGUGGAUCCAAACGGGCUUGCCAGACUCUGGGGAAACCACAAGAACCGGGUGAACAUGACCUACGAGAAGAUGUCACGUGCCCUGCGACACUACUAUAAGCUGAACAUCAUCAAGAAAGAACCUGGGCAGAAGCUCCUGUUCAGAUACUAUUAAAGUCAACCGUCGAUAAACAAUUUAUUUCAAAAGUGAGUGUGUUAAGAGGUUCAUUAAUGAAAUAAAUGACACCAGUCACUCUCUCCGUCCGGUCAAACCACUUACUGCACUAACCCAGGAGCACAGGCUCCAUUGUUCUCCAUCUUCUCUGCGAUGUGGAUUCUUGCCAACAGUCUUUUUCCCUCGCAAGGAAAUUCCACCCCCCCCCCCCCCCGGCUUUACUGAGGGAUGAUUGACAUGUAACACGGUGUACGUUUGUGACGACAUCUAGCACUUCCUUCAACCCUGGUGACUCUGCCGCACUUCGGGCUCCUCGAUGCCGGUGACCCAUCAUCUCUCGCGGAGGAACCUAGUGGCGACGACCUUUCUUGGCUUCUUCCUCUGGUCCCUCCCCGUGAGGUUAAUCCACAUUUUCUACCCAAGUGUUCUCUCUGAAGUUUUGUAGACAUGAACAGAAAACACGUACGUUUCCAGAGUAAGGUCUUCAUACCCCCAACUCUCCAGCAUCUGGCGGUGAAUGUGAAGGUGCCCCUGGCUCAGAAGGAGUCUGGUCCCCUCCUCUGUGCUGGCUUGGCCCCUCAUUGGGACUUCUGGACUCAGCUGCCACAGGGAUAGCUCCACGAUUUGGGGGAAGAGUUUAAAAAGUAUGUUGUUCUGGGGUCACGUGGGUGGCCCAGUCAGUUGAGCAUCUGACUUCUGCCCAGGUCGUGAUCUCGCAGCUCAGCCCCACAUGGGGCUCUCGGCUGUCAGCCUGUCAGUGCAG
Molecule: messenger RNA, 2390 nt
Organism: Herpailurus yagouaroundi (jaguarundi)
Lineage: Eukaryota; Metazoa; Chordata; Mammalia; Carnivora; Felidae
Gene: ETV7
Product: ETS variant transcription factor 7
Exons: 8
Coding region: 242-1627 (461 amino acids)
Biological process (GO): cell differentiation; regulation of transcription by RNA polymerase II
Cellular component (GO): nucleus
Molecular function (GO): DNA-binding transcription factor activity, RNA polymerase II-specific; sequence-specific DNA binding
Source: RefSeq, a predicted model, not a curated record